Molecule: messenger RNA, 1189 nt
Organism: Amaranthus tricolor (Joseph's coat)
Lineage: Eukaryota; Viridiplantae; Streptophyta; Magnoliopsida; Caryophyllales; Amaranthaceae
Product: urease accessory protein G
Exons: 7
Coding region: 145-1002 (285 amino acids)
Molecular function (GO): GTPase activity; nickel cation binding
Source: RefSeq, a predicted model, not a curated record
AAAAAAAAGAUAAGAAAGCCAAAUGAGUGUUGUCUAACUAUCUACUAUAUAGGGAGUAGCUAAAGUCAAGUGUAGUGGAUCAGUAUAACCCUCGCCUCGCUCGCCUUCCUAUCUUUCAUUCUUUCAACAAAACGUUAUCAUAAAAUGGAUUCCCCGAAUCAGCACCCUCAUACUCAUGAUCAUCACCAUCACCAUCACCAUCACCAUCACCAUCAUGAUCAUGAUCACACCCAUGAGGUCAAAGAAGCAGCAAAUACGUGGGUGGGCGCAGACGGAAAAGUAUAUCAUAGUCAUGAUGGAUUAGCACCACAUACUCAUGAACCAAUUUACUCCCCAGGCUUUUUCAGCAGAAGGGCACGUCCUUUGAUUUCUAGGGAUUUUAAGGAAAGGGCUUUUACUGUUGGUAUUGGGGGUCCUGUUGGUACUGGGAAAACAGCUCUGAUGCUGGCUUUGUGCAAUGUUUUGAGAGACAAAUAUAGUCUUGCUGCUGUGACUAAUGACAUUUUUACAAAAGAAGAUGGGGAAUUCUUAAUAAAGCAUGGUGCACUUCCAGAGGAAAGGAUUCGUGCUGUGGAAACAGGCGGCUGUCCGCAUGCCGCUAUUCGUGAAGAUAUCAGUAUAAAUCUUGGUCCUCUUGAAGAGCUUUCAAAUUUAUUCAAAGCAGACAUACUUCUUUGUGAAUCAGGAGGAGAUAAUUUAGCUGCCAACUUUAGCAGGGAACUUGCAGACUACAUCAUUUACAUAAUAGACGUAUCCGGUGGAGAUAAAAUUCCACGCAAAGGAGGGCCAGGCAUUACUCAAGCUGACCUUCUUGUUAUAAACAAGACUGACAUUGCUGCUGCAGUUGGAGCUGAUUUGGGUAUCAUGGAGCGAGAUGCUCUUCGCAUGCGGGAUGGAGGUCCAUUUGUCUUUGCUCAGGUGAAGCAUGGAUUAGGCGUAGAUGAAAUAGUCAACCACAUCUUGCACUCAUGGGAAGCGGUUACAGGGCUAAAAAAGCGAUAGUCCAUCUGCUUUGGUUGAAUAUCUUUCCGUAUAAUCUAGAUUUGAGGGACUCUUUUGUUGAUCAUGAAGUAUAUUAGGGCUUCUAAAACUUUUUGUUUUUGUUAAUAGCAGCUAGGUCAUUGAAUAAUAGUUAUCAGUUAUUGGAAUCUUCUAUAUUAUAUGUUGUUCAAGCAGUUCCAACUUCCUA